Molecule: messenger RNA, 417 nt
Organism: Necator americanus (New World hookworm)
Lineage: Eukaryota; Metazoa; Nematoda; Chromadorea; Rhabditida; Ancylostomatidae
Exons: 4
Coding region: 1-417 (138 amino acids)
Source: RefSeq, a predicted model, not a curated record
AUGGUCGUCAUCGGAUUUCUCAUUUUGAUAUGUUUGAAGAGGCGGCCUUUCUGCGUUCCUCCGACAUCCCGUGACCUGGAUCAAGCCGAAAUGUUCAAGCCCAAGCAGGAUGCGGUGGGUAGGGUGAUUUCAAAACAAGGAACUAUCUCUGCGAAGAGUGCUGGCUUUUCCUUCAAAGACCACGGUGACGAUAUUGGUACCGACAUGUCUGAGGAAAAAGGGCCACAAAGUAAACCAGAAGAAGAGAACACAGCGAAAGCGCAAAAACCUUUCGACGUAGAAAAAGUAGUCAAAACCCUUACUUUUGAAGAUCCAGAACCGGUACAAGCUCCUGAUGAGAACAAUGCGAAUGAUUGCGAGAAACGCUUAUCCCAUAGUAAGUCAGCGAAGAAAAAUCAAACUGAUACAGGAGAUUAG